Myotis davidii is the source of this 2640-nucleotide messenger RNA. RefSeq names its product zinc finger protein 16 (gene ZNF16). The record is from RefSeq and is a predicted model, not a curated record. NCBI's taxonomy places the organism in Eukaryota, Metazoa, Chordata, Mammalia, Chiroptera, Vespertilionidae. Gene Ontology annotation, molecular function: RNA polymerase II cis-regulatory region sequence-specific DNA binding; DNA-binding transcription factor activity, RNA polymerase II-specific. Gene Ontology annotation, biological process: regulation of transcription by RNA polymerase II.
UGGGGGAAUCAGUAUCACUGUACUGCAGUGACACUGAACUGGGAACCACCCCCCCUUACCAUCAGCAGCCAGGAAGUUGGAGUAGACACAGAAGUGAACCCUGGAGCACAAUGUAAAGAGGGAGAUGAGGAACCAGGGAGGGAGCCACUGGUGCAGAGAGGACAGCCCAGGAGGGAGGAGAGGAGGAUAUCUACUGCGGAUGCUGCCAGGAGGGCACAGCUCUGACAGAACUGACCACUAGGAUGCCACCAUGAUGACCAUGCACCUGUAUGCAGCACAGGCUGCCCCUGGCUACCCAAAAUCUGGGGCUGCUGGUCCUCCUGGCCCAGGCAUGCCCAGCCUCAGAGCUCGCCCUGAAGAGGCAGAAAUGGAGCCCUCAAUUCCUGGACCGUCCCCUUGGACCCCUUCAGCCCAGGCCUGUGUGAAUGAUGCUACCACCGCGACCCACACUGCAUCUGCAUUCUAUGAUCCACUCUACUGCAGUGACACUGAGCUGGGAAAACCCCCUCACCAUCAGCAGCCAGAUUGGGACACCAGGAUUGAGGGCAAGGAGUUUCUUCAGAAGGAAGAUGUUUCUGAGGAUUUAGAAUCAAAGGCAUAAACAUUAGAAAACUGUACCAGUGAUGUUUCCCUGGCACCUCAGCUUGGAGAACUCUGUGAGGACGUAUUAGAAAGAGACUGGGGAGUCCCUGAUGACACGAGCCAGGUGCAGUCCCUCUUCGGAGAGGAGGACCUCGCACCAGUGGCAGUGCUCCUUACCAGCCCCUUAGGGGAGGGAGAGAUGCACUGUGAUGAUUUUGAGAGAGACUUUAGCCGGAGCCAACACCCAGUGGCGUAUCAAGGAAUCUCUGGGCAAGAGAGGCCACAUCUGUACACGUGUGGCCAACACAGCAUGGACCUCACUAGCCACGAGGGUCCCCACACAGCUGAAAGCACCUUCAUAUGUAAUGAGUGCGGGAAAACCUUCAGAGGAAACACUGAUCUAAUUCAGCAUCAGAUCAUCCACACUGGACAGAAGGCCUUUGUAGGUAAUGAAUGCGGAAAAGCCCUCAGCCAGAAUUCAGUUCUUAAAAAUCAUGAGAGGUCUCCUGUGAGUGAACCCCACCAGUGCAGCGAAUGUGGAAAAGCCUUCCAUGUGCACUCAAACCUCAUUAGGCAUCAGGUCAGCCAUGGUGGAGAGAAGCCUUACGUCUGCAAUGACUGUGGAAAAGCUUUCAGCCAGAAUUCCAGCCUUAAGAAGCACCAGAAGUCUCACAUGAGCAAGAAGCCCUAUGAAUGCAGUGAGUGUGGGAAGGCUUUUAGGCGGAGCUCAAACCUUAUCCAACAUCAGAGAAUUCAUUCUGGGGAGAGGCCUUACGUGUGCAGCGAUUGUGGGAAGGCCUUUCGACGGAGCUCCAACCUCAUCAAACACCACAGGACUCACACAGGCGAAAAGCCUUUUGCGUGUAAAGAGUGUGGGAAGGCAUUCAGCCAGAGCUCACAUCUGAGGAAGCACCAGAGGGUACACACUGGAGAGAGACCUUAUGAGUGUAAUGAGUGCGGCAAGCCGUUCAGCCGGGUCUCCAAUCUCAUUAAGCAUCACCGGGUUCACACAGGAGAGAAACCCUAUAAAUGCAGUGACUGCGGGAAGGCAUUCAGUCAGAGUUCAAGCCUCAUUCAGCAUCGGAGAAUUCACACUGGAGAGAAGCCUCAUGUGUGUAAUGUGUGUGGAAAGGCCUUUAGUUACAGCUCAGUGCUCAGAAAGCACCAGAUAAUCCACACGGGAGAAAAGCCCUAUGAGUGUGGCGUCUGUGGGAAGGCCUUCAGCCACAGCUCCGCCCUCAUUCAGCACCAGGGUGUGCACACGGGUGACAAGCCCUACGAGUGUCAGGAAUGUGGGAAGACCUUUGGCCGCAGCUCUAACCUUAUCCUUCACCAGCGAGUUCACACUGGAGAGAAACCCUAUGAAUGUACCGAAUGUGGAAAAACCUUCAGCCAGAGCUCAACUCUCAUUCAGCAUCAGAGAAUCCAUAAUGGAUUGAAACCCCAUGAGUGCAACCAGUGUGGUAAAGCCUUCAACCGAAGCUCAAACCUCAUUCACCACCAGAAAGUUCACACGGGAGAGAAGCCAUACACAUGCAUUGAAUGUGGUAAGGGCUUCAGCCAGAGCUCACAUCUCAUUCAACAUCAGAUCAUCCACACUGGUGAGAGGCCCUACAAGUGCACUGAGUGUGGGAAAUCCUUCAGUCAGCGCUCAGUCCUGAUCCAGCACCAGAGGAUUCACACCGGAGUGAAGCCCUACGACUGCACGGCCUGUGGGAAGGCCUUCAGCCAGCGCUCAAAGCUGCUCAAGCACCAGCUGACCCACACCAGGGAGUGAAGCCAGCCCCCGACCUGCAGUGAGGCUCACUGCCUGCCCUCCACCCACAAUCUGUUCACAAAGCUGUGACCUUCCAGGCGGUGUUUUUCACACCCUUUCUCCCUCGUCCCUCCUGCCAUUGCAGCCACCUAAGGUGACCUUUCGGUUCUUUUUCGUUUUGUCUUUACAUGUUAUGAGCCAUGUUUGUUUGGAGGGAAAAGAUGAUAGAGGCUGCAUAUUUAUGAAGAAUUAAUUACUGUGAUCAAAUAUAACAAAAAAAGUAAAUAGGCAUUUGCUUCAAG